AUGUUACGAAAAUGGAGCAAAGUAGUUACGCCAAUCUCCAAAUUUGGAUCGCAGAGUCAUUUUGAUUUCGUCAAGAACGUCACGCGCCAUAGCUACGCUGGGGUUGCACCCGCGCCCAUGAUAGAGGACAAACCUCAACCCCCCAUGGUUAACCUAGAUAAAAUGUUUUGGUCUAAACCCUGUUCGCUGGCCCUGCCCCGUGACUCACCUCUCAGAGUUGAAGAACCUGAUUAUCAGGGCAUCAAGCGUUUCAUGCUCAAACUCAUGCUGUUUUAUAGUAAGCAGAGCAGGUCAAUUCGAGGGGCUAAUGUUGUGUACCAAAGAAUUAUUUCACAAGUUGAUAAACCUCCCAUUUAUGAAGUUUUUAACUUGGAGAAAACAUUCAAAACAACGUUCUCUUUACUUGUACUUCAUAUGUGGUUAUGUUUGCGCCGCUUAAAGCAAGAGGGAACGGAGGGUGUUGAACUUGGGCAGUACGUUUAUGAGAUAUACAAUCACGAUGUGGAGCUAAGAGUGUCCAAAGCUGGAGUUAACCUACUACUGAGUAAGUGGAUGAAAGAGCUCGAGAAGAUUUUUUACGGGAACAUUGUUGCUUAUGAUACUGCAAUACUUCCAGAAGCUAAACCGGGUGAUUUCACCAAUGCUAUAUGGAGGAAUAUAUUCUCUGAAGAUGGUUCUUCAACCCCAGACGAUGCUGCAUCUCAAUCAGUGCAGGCGCUGGCCAGGUAUGCUCGACGGGAAGUAAGUUGCAUGACUUUAACAGAUAAAGAAGCACUAUUUUCAGGGAAUUUCAUGUUCACCUCAUUGAAGCAUAAGAACAGAAUAGAAAAGGGACCUCAACGAUAG
Messenger RNA from Sphenostylis stenocarpa, 846 nucleotides. NCBI's taxonomy places the organism in Eukaryota, Viridiplantae, Streptophyta, Magnoliopsida, Fabales, Fabaceae. The record is from the annotation of a GenBank genome assembly.